AUGAAAACCAGCUUCAAUAUUUUGCUUUUUGUUACGUUUCUUCUAUUCUGUACCGAAGCCCAAACAGAAUAUCCAACUGUAGUAGAAUAUUGGUGCGGCAAGCCUUAUAUUCCAAAAAAUAAAUUUUUCAAAAAUAUUCAACAUUUGAGGCGAGACAUUAAUCAGUGCAGCAAACGUGCAACAUUUGACUCGACAAGCGAAGAUAGUACAGGUUAUCAUGACACUUUUUCACCAACGAGUCCCUCAACGAUUAGGCUUCCGACAACACGUGAUCCAAUCCCUUUCGUGCCGAAUCUGAGCAAUGGAUAUACCGCUAUGUUUCAAAAUCAACCUUAUCUGAGUACUGAUUCGAUUGGUUCAUUAAUGGUUACUGUGACCAAUACUACCUCGACUAUUGUUGUCAAAGCAUCAUUAGAUGAUGGAACAGAAAUACUUGCGGCAACUAGAAUCAACAUUGAAGAAAAUGUGGUUAAAGUAACUUUUUCACUUGCAAAGAUCGUACCAAAAUUGAAGGCGUACAAUGUUAAGAUUUCAUUCUAUACUGAGUUUGAUGGCAUAUUGGUUCAUAUUACAUAUUCAGAACUUUAUUAUCUUCCUGCAGGCCCAAAGACUGUCAAGAUCGAUCGGCUAUACGGUGGAAUUUUCACUUCAACAAAUGAAACUAUUUUCCCCGUCGGUCCAUAUGUUGAUGUUGGUGGAUGGUUGGCAAAAGGAAAUAUUCGAGCCAAUAUUCAGACCCUCAAGGAUCUGAAUUACAAUAUCAUUAGCCCCGACCCACCAUACCCAAACAUUUCAUUCAUCCAUCAAAUGUUUCAAGCUGCUGACAUAAUAGGCGGAAUUUAUAUUCAAUAUUCAUUUCGACAUGAUUAUACUGAUACUCAAAAAGUUAUCGACCAAGUAAACCAAUUUAAGAAUUAUUCAAGUUUACUUACAUGGCAUAUAGCAGAUGAACCAGAUGGUGUACAUUGGACAAAUAAUUCUGCAGUUUUUGAAGCAUAUGAAGUUAUAAAAAGAAUGGAUCCGUAUCAUCCAGCUUCUCUGGUGUUAAACUGCCAACAUAGUGCUGCUUUUUAUGCGGAUAGUACUGAUGUAUUGAUCGCUGAUGUUUAUCCGAUUGGUAUCAACACGUACCACUGCACUGAAUAUAGUGGUGUAUGCGGCUGUGAUAAUUGUGUUGGAAAUUUCUCCCUUGAUAUCCCUAAAAGAACUCAAAAAUACAUGGCAGAUUUGGAUCUCAUUGGACGUGGAUUAAUUGUGAAAUGGAUGGUACUCCAAGCUUUUUAUGAUCAAAAUUCUUGGUGGGAGAGAACACCAACUUCUCAAGAGAUCAGAGCCAUGUGGUAUAUUUCAAUAAUAUACGGAUAUAAGGGACUCAUGUUUUGGCGAUUUCCUUUUAUUCUCGAACAUUCAACCAAAGAUCAAAUUACCAAUUUAAGCAAAAGGAUUAAAGAUCUUUCAUAUUAUAUGACUUCGAUGCUACAAUUGCCGCCUUCUCAUAUAAUUAUCUCGCCCGAUUUGAACAUUUAUGCUGGUGGAUGGAUAUCAGAAGAUCGGAAGACAUUUUUGUUGAUUGUGGUCAAUGGUAAUGAGGAACUUCUUAUUAACUUUAGAAUAACCAUCAAGUAUUUGAUCUCUUUGGGUUUACUAUAUGGAGUUGGCGAAACAGAUCGUGGAAAAGAGAGUCGAGUUUUCAUUGAGAAUGGUAUAUUUGAAGGCAAUUUGGAGGCAUAUGAAGUCGGAAUUUUUAUUUUUGGAGAGAAGAAACCCAUAAAAGAAAC
Messenger RNA from Diversispora eburnea, 1778 nucleotides. The record is from the annotation of a GenBank genome assembly. NCBI's taxonomy places the organism in Eukaryota, Fungi, Glomeromycota, Glomeromycetes, Diversisporales, Diversisporaceae.